AUGUUUGGUGCUCAGCCAUGUCCCUUUCAAGUACACAUAAACAAACAUCUUCGCGCACUAUUUCCCAACUUUUCAAGGAUGAGUAACAACAAAGGGUGCAUCCGGCUGACGCCGUCAAUGAUCCCUAAGUAUCUCAAUUUCGACGACAGAGAUUCAUCAUUCUUUCGCAAGUGGGAUGAGCUGCCUUCCCCAAAGGAUGUCCAGGCCCAGGCCGAAGCCCAACGUCUUGUGGGAUUCAACCCCAACCCUAGAAGAGACUACCAAAGCGCUGUGCCCUCUUUUGUAAAACCACAACCCGCGGUCUUUGCAGACAUGGGCCUCCUUGUUAACUGGGGACGCACGGAGCGUAUUUCCGAGGCCCAGACCAUAUUUGCGCUCCGCCGAGUUUUGUACGAUCUUGUUCCUGUUCCCGAGCUGUACGGGUGGCGUACAGAUGGAGAUCUAAAAUACAUCUACAUGGAGUACAUCAGAGGGCAGACCCUGGAGCAAGCAUGGGAUGACUUGGAACCUGAUGAUAAAGUUUCGAUCUCACGCGAGCUUCGCACAAUAUGGGCCAAUCUGCGUCGCUUUGAGCAGGACCCUUCAGAUCCGUUCGUGGGUAUGCUUCAGCACCCUACGGUAUGUUUCGCUUGA
Molecule: messenger RNA, 633 nt
Organism: Aspergillus fumigatus Af293
Lineage: Eukaryota; Fungi; Ascomycota; Eurotiomycetes; Eurotiales; Aspergillaceae
Exons: 1
Coding region: 1-633 (210 amino acids)
Source: RefSeq, a predicted model, not a curated record